This is a messenger RNA of Aureobasidium pullulans EXF-150, 1323 nucleotides long. RefSeq names its product CRAL/TRIO domain-containing protein. Bases 1 to 1323 code for a protein of 440 amino acids. The transcript is spliced from 2 exons. NCBI's taxonomy places the organism in Eukaryota, Fungi, Ascomycota, Dothideomycetes, Dothideales, Saccotheciaceae. The record is from RefSeq and is a predicted model, not a curated record.
AUGGCUCCUACCGCUCUCCCGGGACGCCCGGGUAGUCUCACUCCGGAUCAAGAGGAAAAGCUGCGCGAGCUGUGGAUUGCUACUCUCGACGUCUUUGGUGUAAUCAGCGGUGGACGACAGAGUCUAGAGACCACUGCCGCCGCAUCCACCCACGCUCCUGCCGACACCAAGAAGAAGUCAAAGCUGUCAAUGUUCUCGCGCAAGAACAAGGAUGCCGACCACUCUGCAGAAAACACCGAUGACGAGAAUGACAAGCACGGUCAGGCCAAGGAGUUCCGUCAAGCUAUUCAGAACCAAAGCCCCGAGUCCUUGCGCACUGCUUUCUGGGGUAUGGUCAAGCAUGACGACCCUGAUGCUCUGCUCUUACGAUUCUUGCGUGCCCGUAAAUGGGAUGUUCAAGCUGCUCUGGUUAUGAUGAUCUCGACUCUCCACUGGCGUUCCCAGGAAAUGCACGUCGACGAUGACAUUGUCUACAAGGGAGAAGGCGGUGCUGUGAUUGACGCAAAGUCUGCCUCCGAUGCGACGGCAAAGAAAGAUGCCGAGGACUUCCUCAUGCAAUUGCGCAUGGGCAAGAGUUUCCUGCACGGUGUUGAUGCCGAGGGCAGACCCGUUUGCGUUGUCAGAGCCAGACUGCAUCGCGCCGGCGAGCAAACGGAGAAGAGUCUUGAGAGAUUUACCGUUUACACCAUCGACACCGCUCGCAUGAUGCUGAGACCUCCGAUUGACACAGCCACCAUCAUCUUCGACAUGACGGGCUUCUCCAUGUCAAACAUGGACUACACCCCUGUCAAAUUCAUGAUCAAGUGCUUCGAAGCAAAUUAUCCCGAAUCUCUCGGCAGCGUCCUCGUCUACAAAGCUCCCUGGGUCUUCCAAGGAAUCUGGAAGAUCAUCCGCGGCUGGCUCGAUCCCGUCGUCGCCUCCAAGAUAAACUUCUGUUCAAACGUCGAAGAACUCUCCGCCUUCAUCCCCAAAUCCCAAAUCUCGAAAGAAUUGGGUGGUGACGAAAACUACGAAUACCACUACGUCGAGCCCAGAGAGGGUGAAAAUGACAAGAUGAAGGAUACAGCUACAAGAGACAGAAUCGAAGCUGAGCGUAAAGAGUUGGUGCACAAAUACCAAACUGAGACUGUGCAUUGGGCCAAGGGCGAGAACAAGGGAGAAAAUAGAGCAGCGCUCAGACAAGACUUGCUCCAAAACUACUGGCAGCUUGAUCCUUACGUUCGCGCAAGAACGCUAUACGAUCGUAUUGGCGUCAUUGGUCAUGCUGGCAAGAUGGACUUUUAUCCUACUCCUGUUUCCACCAGCAGUGCGGACCUCGAUUGA